AUGGACCACCGCCUUAGCCACACGCUCCAUAGCUAUGGUCAUCAAUUCCUGGAUGCACAUGCCAACGCUAUCCCUGGUGUGACUCGUGCGGAGGAAGGAGAAGAACGAAGUUCGCCCACCAUUGCACCCCGUCAAUUCCAUCCCGAACAUGUACCAACAACAUAUGCCCAACACCAACAUUUAUCCCCCGCACAACAAUCCCUUUACCACUCCUAUGAUGAGUUGGAACAUGCUCGUGAGAGAGCGCGAUAUGAUGAAUACUUAGAUGAACAAGACGGAGAAAAGCUCCCUCACGCAUUUGACCUCGGAUGGCGCCGCAACUUCAUACAUCUCUUCGGUGAAAACCCCUUGCUCUGGUUCCUGCCCAUAUGCAACACCACAGGCGACGGCUGGCAUUGGGAAGCAAGUUCCGAAUGGCUUGAAACAAAGCAACGCAUAGAGAACAGGAGAAUGCAGCGGUGGAGCGGGCACCAGCCACUGGACCAACUGCAUCCACCUACUGCCCCGCAACCCCCACGAUCUGAAACAUGGCAAUCCUCUGGCGAUACGUCAGCUGGAGGAUACAGCGAUGUCUCGCGGCGUCCAACCAAUAACGGAGAUUUUGACGAUAGAGGUACUCAUGUACAGCGUCCCGACACGGGGCUUUCGAUGAAAACGCUGCGGCCCAUGUCUCCCCGCCCUGACGCGGGGGAGGUGGUUUCAGAAGACGACAGCACACCCCCUAGCCAGCCGAGUGGGCGAACUAGGAGUGAAGGCCAGGAUGAAUGGCACAAUUGGGAAUAA
Molecule: messenger RNA, 783 nt
Organism: Histoplasma mississippiense
Lineage: Eukaryota; Fungi; Ascomycota; Eurotiomycetes; Onygenales; Ajellomycetaceae
Exons: 1
Coding region: 1-783 (260 amino acids)
Source: RefSeq, a predicted model, not a curated record